Molecule: messenger RNA, 748 nt
Organism: Ipomoea nil (Japanese morning glory)
Lineage: Eukaryota; Viridiplantae; Streptophyta; Magnoliopsida; Solanales; Convolvulaceae
Product: ferredoxin-1
Exons: 1
Coding region: 165-614 (149 amino acids)
Biological process (GO): electron transport chain
Molecular function (GO): 2 iron, 2 sulfur cluster binding; electron transfer activity
Source: RefSeq, a predicted model, not a curated record
AACAUCCUUCAUAGACUAGAAGUGUGGCCCAGAUAAGUCAAUUAUCCAAAAUCUGUGCAAUAACUUCUCACUAAAAAACCUUAUCCUAUCCUACACCAAGCAUUUCUCACCACACCAAAAACUGCUCCACUUCAGUUCCAGCACCAGAACACAAAACCAAAACCAUGGCAACACUUCACUUUCCAACAACCCCUUCCUUCACGCUCACCACUCCAAGAAAGCAGGUCAGCCUCCCUGCAAUCCAGCAGAGCAGCCGGUUUCCCCAUACGACCCCAGGCCGUCGCCUAUCCUGCAUUCCCCGGGCUUACAAAGUGUUAGUUGAACAUGAGGGUAAAACAACUGAGCUAGAGGUUGAACCUGAUGAGAGCAUUCUUUCCAAGGCAUUGGACUCUGGCUUGUCUGUGCCACAUGACUGCAAACUAGGGGUGUGCAUGACCUGCCCAGCUCGGCUUCUCAGCGGAACAGUGGAUCAGAGCGAUGGAAUGCUUAGUGAUGAUGUUGUGGAGAGCGGGUACGCUUUACUCUGUGCAGCUUAUCCAAGAUCAGAUUGCCAUAUUAGGGUCAUACCUGAAGAAGAGCUGCUGUCACUGCAGCUAGCAACUGCCAAUGACUAAACGCUAAGAGUGUCUGUUUGUUCCCAUUUUUUGUGGAUUGAUAAGAUGAUGUAACACAUUUAUAUGUAUUGACUAAGGCUUUGAAUCAAAAACAUGUGUUGCUUACUGCUAUUAUUGAUGAGAAUUUGAGUGUA